This is a messenger RNA of Morchella sextelata, 498 nucleotides long. RefSeq lists its product as uncharacterized. Bases 1 to 498 code for a protein of 165 amino acids. The transcript is spliced from 3 exons. NCBI's taxonomy places the organism in Eukaryota, Fungi, Ascomycota, Pezizomycetes, Pezizales, Morchellaceae. The record is from RefSeq and is a predicted model, not a curated record.
AUGUUUGAAGCUGUGUCGUUUUUCCGGUCGAGCACGAGCACGAGGCGUAUUCGUAUGGUUUCGAAUACGCGGAUACAUGUAAUAUCGACGACAGGUUUUCAUUCUCGCGGUCCUCAUGCCUUGGACUACGCAACUCCAGCGAAAACUUCGACGACAACUGCAACAGCAAUAACAACGGGGAGGAGGACGAGGACGGAGGCUACUCCGAACCCUUCAUCAUCGGAGGAGAAGGAAGAGGGGUCUUCAACAGAGCUGAACCCGACGGUGGCAAAAACACCAAAAAAGGCGCCAAGUCUCGCUGAAGCAGAUGAAGAACUACGAAGAAGGUUGGAAGAGAUUUCGGGAGAGGGAGGAGCGAGCGGUGUAGAAACCGAGGACGGGAAGCCGACAAACUCGCGCGCAAUAUGCAGAGAGACACAGAAAUCAGGAACUGCUCUAUUUACGCCGCGUCGUCUUCAGCUUCGGACCGGAAUUGUCUUCACGCUUGGAAAAUUUUAA